Molecule: messenger RNA, 4546 nt
Organism: Amborella trichopoda
Lineage: Eukaryota; Viridiplantae; Streptophyta; Magnoliopsida; Amborellales; Amborellaceae
Source: RefSeq, a predicted model, not a curated record
UAUGUUUAAUGACUUAGGGGUCGCAAAUAUAGGAAUGCGCCGCCACACCAAUUUUCCUUCUCUAGGUAUCUGUAAGAUUCAAAUUAAUUUCAGUUUCGCUGUUCCCUGUCGAUGCCAUUGAAGCUCUUGCAUGUAUGGUGGUCCUUCUGAAGCAGCCUCUCUGUAUAACCCCAGUUUUUUAGGGUUUACGUGUAUCUUUGUGUUUUUCCCGCUUUUUAUCUCUCUCUCCGGAACUUCAAAGGAAAAUCUUAUAUCUUGGAACACCUCUGGCUUCUUUUAAUGGAGCCUUAUUGAUAUUUUGGGUUUCAUUUGCUCGGAAAUAUGUGGGCUCGUCUUAAGGUUUUUCGCUCGGACGCUCUGAGAUAUUCUAACAAGAGUCGUGGGUCUGCAUGGAAUGUGGCUUCUUUCCACUACUUAGAUGUUCCAAAGAAGAAGGGCAAGGUUGGCCCACUUCAGGAGAGGAGGAUGGUGGAUAGAUCUACGCUUUGGGUAAAAGGAGGAGAAGGGGGAAAGGGGUGUUGGAGCUAUCGACGAAGCCGCCAUGAUCGCCGAGGAAAACCUGAUGGUGGCAAUGGUGGAAGAGGAGGAGAUGUGAUUCUUGAAUGUUCUCCGGCUAUCUGGGACCUAAGCAACUUACAACACCAUCUGAAUGCUAAGAGGGGGGGCAAUGGAUUAUCCAAGAACAAAGUGGGAAGCCGAGGGGCCGACAAGGUUGCUCAAGUACCAGUGGGUACAGUUAUUCAUCUUGUUAGGGGAUCACUUCCGUCUUUGGAAGAAAGCAUUCAGAGUCCAACUCGGAGUCCUGAUCUGGCACCAUGGGAACUCCCUGGUGCUGUUGGCGUUGAAACAGAUAUUCACACUCAUACAGUGGAAUCCAAAAAGGAAAAGCACUAUAGUAAGUCGUUGAAUGUUGAUCAAAUUUCAACAGCCAAUGAACUGGAGUCAAAAACUGAUGAGGAAGAAUGCUUUUCUAGAAUUUCAAAGGGGCUCCAUGAACUCAGUUUCAAAUCUGAUGAGGGAGAGGACUUUCCUAAAAUAUCGAAGGAAAUCAAUGGACUUGACUUGAAAGCUGAUGAGGAAGAAUAUUGUUCUUACUCUGAGGAAGACGUUGAGAAUGAUGAUGAGGAGGUUCAAUCAGAUUACAUGGAAAUGUCUUCUGAAGAGGAGGAAGCCAUACAAUAUUCGGUGGCGGAGUUUACGAAACCUGGGCAACGAAUAGUUGUUGCUCAAGGAGGAGAAGGUGGUUGGGGCAACACAUCUUUUGUGAAAGUUUCUAAGAGAACCAAAACCACUAGACAUGAGGAUGUUCACCCUAUUAAUGAGAUUUCAGAUGAGGAGAUCUCAUCAUCAGAACCUAAUUGUGAAGGUCAACCAGGUUCAGAGGCCCAUCUUAUAUUGGAGCUUAAAAGCAUUGCUGAUGUUGGCCUUGUAGGCAUGCCAAAUGCUGGUAAAAGCACACUUUUAGGGGCCAUAUCGAGAGCCAAGCCGAGAGUAGGCCACUAUGCCUUCACCACACUAAGACCCAACAUAGGAAACCUUCACUAUGAGGACUACUUCUCUGUCAGUGUUGCCGAUAUCCCUGGACUCAUAAAGGGGGCUCAUGAAAACCGGGGGCUUGGCCAUGCCUUUCUUAGACACAUUGAGCGCACCAAAGUUAUUGCCUACGUGGUUGAUUUAUCAGCGGCUUUGGAUGGGAGAAAGGGAAUUCCACCAUGGGAGCAAUUAAGAGAUUUGGUGAUGGAGCUUGAGAGUCAUCAGCCAGGCUUAUCAGAUCGUCCUUCCCUUAUUGUUGCCAAUAAAAUUGAUGAAGAUGGUACUGACUGUGUGCUUGAAGAAUUGAAAGGAAGAGUGAAGACAGUUCCCAUAUAUCCAAUUUGUGCAGUUUUGCAAGAGGGGAUAACUGAGCUAAAAACUGGGCUUAGAAAGCUAGUUAAUGGGGAAGAAGUGCAGAGGCUCGAAUUAUCGGCUAUUAUGGUCGACUAGGCUUCUUCUCUCUUGAAUGGGUUCAUUAUGUGGUAUGUUGGUAGGCUCAUGUUUUGGCUUGAUAAAGUGUGCUGUCCAAUGGACUAUGGUUUAUGGCAUGCCAAUGCUAAGUUUGUCAUCGAUUCCCACUAAUGGAUGGUUUGGAUUAACCUUAAGUUGAAUGUCCCUAUGGCCUCUGCUUCUGUUAAUUGACCACCAUCCAUCAGUCUGAAAGAAUGGUGGAUGUUGCUUUUAGGUACUAUACUUUACAGUCCAUUUUAUGAUGGUAUACUUGCUUUGGGCCUGAUACUUAUUAAUGCAUCAAAUUGUCCAAUAAACUAUUGGCAGUUGAGUACAACAAUUGUCUGCUCAGUUUCCUUAAGUCAACAUGCAAAAGAAAUUUCAUAUUGGCCAAACUAUGGUCCUUGAAUAUUUUGGACGCUUUUAAGCUGAUGGUAACUUUCAAUAUCCGAAGGAAGUUAGAGGAGAGGUUCGUUUUGUAAUUUUCAUAUCGAUUAAUGGCUUACUUUCGAGUGUCAAGUGAUGAUCUCGAGUUAUGUCAUGCAUCCAUUCGAAAAGAUGAACUUGUACACUUCUUUGAAUUUUCGAGUUCUAUGUUACAUAUCUUUGCAGUUUGACUUAUAGUCCCCCAUGGAGGAAAAAACUGGUCAGCUUUCACAUUCGAGUAUGUAUUCCUUUCCUAUCUGCAGUUUGCAGGUUGUGGAGCGUGAUGUGCAAGAGCUUUUAAGACUGUGGAAAUGUGUGGGAAACUCACAUUCCCAUUUCUCUCAAGCAGGUGAAAUUCCUUCCUAUAGAGAAAAAAACGGGUUCCCUUUAGACAUAUUCUGGCUAAAAUUAUUCGGUUUUGGGGUAUGCUGGGCAAAUGUCUUCCUGCUUAACUAUUUCACUUUUAGUUGAACCAAGGAAUUGUUUUUGCUGUUAGUUCAAUUCUUUUUUACCCAGGUGAACUCCCAGCUUACAAAUCAGGGUUUUGCUAAUUUCCAAAAUUUGUAUUGGAUUACCAACCUUGAACAACUUUUAAAUAAUAAUAAUAAUAAUAAUAAAAAGAACUUGAAAAAGAAUUUGCAGCAGAUUGUAUGUUUCAGCCAAAGCUGACCUCUGAAAGGCACGGUAAGGCCCUUCAAGAGGCAACUUCUAGAUGGUCAUUCCUCUUUGCAAAGCCCUCUUGGUCUUCGAAAACUAUCUUGCUUGCCUGCAAAAACAAUUUACUUUUACCUUUACAUGAAGGGAUGCGACACUGAAGAUUUUGAUAAUAUUCCUCCACACAUUCUGCUAAAUAAAUAAGAAAUUUCCCCAUUGCUUUUAUAGUGAUUCAUGUUGAAUGUUGCUCACCAUGCUUGUCAUGCGCUAUUUUGUCUAUUGCAUUCAGGUAAUCCGAUAAUAAUAUGAUAGUUUAUGCAAUUAUCGUGUGUUCCUGGUCUUUUGUUUUUUUAGUCGUAAUACUUGAAGCAUAAAGCUCCAAUAGUUAUUUUCCUCAGAUUCCACUUGUGCGUCCAAAUAAUCACAAACAUGAUAGUUUAUUUUUAUUUUAAAAAAAUCACACGCAUGUAGUUAAACUGUUCUGCCAGUAUUGAGCCAUCAUGUCCAAUGUUUCUUGUUGAUGAGUAUAACAUGUCAAAUUUGCCAAUAUUGCUGCCCUUGUCCACAACUUGGGAGAUCUGCUUUGUUUAGAGCAUUUCCUCCUGAAUUGAAUUUUCUCGGUUAAUAUUUUAUGGUCUUUUUCUUUCUUAAUACAUCUCCAUUUUCUACGUACACCUUUGCGCUUAUAGCUUGGCAGGACAAUGGCAUUUAAACCUCCUCAAACGCAAGAUCAGGCCUAAUUUUUGUCCCAAAUUUAUUAGAAAAACCAAAAAGACAUUCCAAAUCCAGCUGAACUCGGUUAACUUAUUUUCAUUUUCAGCUGAUUUCUGAUUAUAUAUGGAGAUUUCAACCAAUACAGGAAUUUCAGCUGAAUAAUUGUUUGUUUUCCUCUCCCUGCAAAAAUGUCCUGGUGAACCAUAUUUAUUGAAUAUAUCAUUUCCAUGGAUGUGGAUGCUAUGAAAGAAACCAGGGCUCCUAUGCUGGAACAAUGAGCUCAACGAUUUUCCCAAGGGACCUGUGGAGGAGGAGACAAAAGAGUUGGAGAAUGAGGAAGGCCUUCUCAGGAUGAGAUUGGUCCCCAAAUCCAAUGGGGAAGAGGAUGCCCUAAAACGUAAACUGGUGGAAGUGAAGUGAAGAACAGGUUGAAGGACAUGGCAUUGAAACUCACAUUGCAAAGAGAACUAAACAAAGUGUUGAUUGAAUACCUAAAGAAGGCCAUGGACUCGAAUGCAAUCUUCCAAGGGUGAAAGGAAAUGGAAGAUGUGAAGAAUAUGGAGCAUGAAGGUCACCAAGAAGAAGAAUGUUGAAUUAAGGAGGAAAUUUAUUUGUUUUGAUUGAUCUCACUGUAAUGAAAGUAAACAUGGCAGGAUGAUUCUUAAUUGCCUUUUCUCUUUUGAAUUGGUGAAGCAUUAUUUAGGUCAUUUAAUGAGAUGAUUAUUUCACUCAUUCCCAAAGGUUUUACAUCUUUAUAAGCUUUUUUUUA